CUCACAUCCGGGAGCCCUCCAUUUUCUGUCGGUCGUCUUGCUGGUGCGGUCGUGGUGAAAUAAUCGUUAGUGAAGAAUCGGUCUCAUGUCGUACUGUAUCGUUCCGUGUAGAACUUGAGAAUAGCAAAAGCAGCAAAGAAACUAGACGAAGGGCAAGAAGGGAGAACGACAAAGAAAGAGAGUUUGAAGAGCUAAAGAAAUAGAGAAAUAUAAAUACUAACGUUUGUUAAUACUUAAAAAAAAAGAUCUCCCUAGCCGUACGUUGUAAAUACAUAGAAAGUUUAAUCGCGUACUCCUCGAUAUUCCUCGUGUGCUAAUGCGUGGCAUUUCAGAAAGCUCCCCAAGUCGCACAAUGGCGGAGGACUUGGAUGUCGAGGCAAUGCUGGAGGCGCCAUACAAAAAGGGGAUGGAGCAGGACUCCUCGUCCAAAGACAAGUCCUCCAAGGAGAAUGGGUCUGGCCGCAAGUCAUCUGGGAAAAGCAAGCAUCGCUCUCGUUCCCGUUCACGAUCACGAGAUCGGCGUGACAAAGAUCGGCGUGAUCGCGAUCGCGACAGGGAUAGGGAUCGUGACAGAGAAAGGGAUCGUGAUCGAAAGCGAAAAUCUAGAUCACGGGAGAGACGAGACCGAGAUAGAGAUCGCGAUGGCGAUCGUGAUCGCGACAGGCGAGACAGAGAUCGUGAGAGGAGAAGAAAACGAUCUUUGACGCCGAUCACUCUUCCAAGAGCCCGACCACCAUUUGGAAAAGGAGUAAGCCCUCUUGGAAUAAAUGAUGAGCUGACACCUGAGGAACGUGAUGCGCGUACUGUUUUCUGCAUGCAACUGAGUCAGCGCAUUCGAGCACGUGAUCUUGAAGAAUUUUUCUCAAGCGUUGGCAAAGUUCAAGAUGUCAGACUCAUUACAUGUAACAAGACCAGGCGCUUCAAGGGUAUUGCAUAUGUGGAGUUCAAAGAUCCUGAAAGUGUUACACUGGCUUUGGGAUUAUCGGGACAGAAACUCUUGGGUGUUCCCAUCGUGGUGCAGCACACACAGGCGGAAAAGAAUCGCAUGGGAAACUCUAUGCCCAAUUUAAUGCCCAAGGGCCAGACAGGUCCCAUGCGACUUUACGUAGGAUCUCUGCACUUUAACAUUACCGAGGAUAUGUUACGUGGAAUAUUUGAGCCGUUCGGUAAGAUCGACAAUAUUCAGUUAAUCAUGGAUCCCGAGACUGGACGAAGCAAAGGUUACGGAUUUUUAACGUUCAGGAAUGCUGACGAUGCGAAAAAGGCGUUGGAACAGUUAAAUGGUUUUGAAUUAGCUGGUAGACCUAUGAAAGUUGGCAAUGUAACAGAAAGAACAGAUCUGAUUCAAGGGCCUUCAUUAUUGGACACCGAUGAAUUAGAUCGAAGUGGAAUUGAUCUUGGUGCAACUGGCCGGUUGCAAUUAAUGUUCAAACUAGCUGAAGGAACUGGACUAGAGAUUCCUCCAGCAGCAGCGAAUGCCUUAAAUAUGGCUCCAGUAAUGGCUGCGCCGCAACCUCCACCACAGGCCGCACCUCCCAUAGCCACACAGUGCUUUAUGCUUUCCAACAUGUUCGAUCCUCAAAAUGAAACUAAUCCAAACUGGGCAAAGGAGAUACGAGAUGAUGUGAUUGAAGAGUGUAACAAACAUGGUGGUGUGUUACACGUGUAUGUGGAUCAAGCUUCACCACAAGGCAACGUAUAUGUCAAGUGUCCAUCUAUCGCAACGGCAGUAGCUGCAGUUAAUUCGUUACACGGCAGAUGGUUUGCCGGUCGUGUUAUAACAGCUGCUUAUGUGCCUGUUGUCAAUUAUCAUUCGUUAUUCCCAGACGCAAUGACAGCAUUGCAAUUACUUGCACCAAGUGCACCAAGAAGAGGGAUGUGAUCUUGAAUAUAACUGUUAUGCGCUGAUUUAACAUAGACUCCUUUGUAGUUCUCGGAUAUUCCGGUUUCUCUUCAGUAUCUCUGGUAUUACACAUUGGUGUUUCCGUGCGCGUAGGUACAGAUUUGUCAAAUUGAGAAUAUACCGAAAGCGAAGACAGAAUAAUGAUAAAGGUAAUACACGAAAAACAGUCGAUUAACCGCAAGAAAAGAGGAAGUGACGCGUCAAACUGUUAAAAAAGCAUGACAUGCGUUUUUUCAUUUUUUUUUGCUUCCACCUAGAGGGAAGCUAUUUUUUUUAAUAAAUAGCAAGUCUGUGAAAAGUGAAUUUCUUUUUUUAAUUUUUUAGACCCUGUGGUCAACUGAAAUUAGUUGCGAUUAGAAGUGCUGCGAAUAUAGAAACUCCGAGAAAUAUUUCAGGGCUAAAUGAAAACAUCAAGUUUUUCCAUCAUCUUCUUCGUAUCUAUAAAGAGUUAAUUUUCUUAACGUUGCAAUUUUUGAAUUCUUUUUUUUUCAUUUUACAUAUGUAACUAGUAUCAAGUAUUAUUUUCAAUAUCAAAUUUAUUCAUCUUGAUUGAUUAAGGGUUAAGUGAAUGUUAGACACGCCCAUGACGUAGUUCGCACUAAUCAUUAUUGAGAGAAGCAAGUGCCGCGGUUUAUGAUUUGUGGUUUCAAAUUGGAGUAUUAACUUCGGAGAAUACAUAGGAUAUCUUAAGAUUUUUUACAAGCGUGUGUUGCAAAUAUUCGAAUACUUCGAGGCCUGCAGAGAAGUUCGCGCUUGUCUUUCGUACACAUGCGACGUGGAUUGUUUCUAUUUUUGAAAUAAUCAGCGUGCUACGAAAAUCGAGGUAAACGUUUCGAAAGAAUGUGAAGGAAACAAAUUAUCUCAGUGAUUCUUCAGUGUUAUCGCUCUUUCUAGAUUAGAAGAUGACGACAGAUGUCUCUUGUAAAAGGGUAUGAUAUUUUUGUUUUAUUAUGCUGGCAUUGAUUGUCCAGUCCUAGUGACAUCUGCGGUCCUCUUACUCAUCCUCUUUCGUUUUUUUCAUAUUUAAGUCAUGGAGGGAGGGAUAGUCUGUAUAUAAGUUUUGUAAAUUAACUCAAAAGCGUUAGAGAAGUAGAAAGUAAUGUAACGUUACUCCACUUGUAACACUUCAUAUUACCAAAAUAUGGAUGUAUACUUUAUGAUGUUAUAAAUGAAAGUAAUGUGUAUAAAAAUAACA
Messenger RNA from Cephus cinctus (wheat stem sawfly), 3098 nucleotides. RefSeq names its product RNA-binding protein 39 (gene Caper). The coding region runs from base 317 to 1882 and encodes 521 amino acids. Gene Ontology annotation, cellular component: nucleus. The record is from RefSeq and is a predicted model, not a curated record. Gene Ontology annotation, molecular function: RNA binding. Lineage: Eukaryota; Metazoa; Arthropoda; Insecta; Hymenoptera; Cephidae. The transcript has 9 exons. Gene Ontology annotation, biological process: mRNA processing.